Penaeus vannamei (Pacific white shrimp) is the source of this 1647-nucleotide messenger RNA. RefSeq names its product carbohydrate sulfotransferase 10. Gene Ontology annotation, cellular component: membrane. NCBI's taxonomy places the organism in Eukaryota, Metazoa, Arthropoda, Malacostraca, Decapoda, Penaeidae. Gene Ontology annotation, molecular function: sulfotransferase activity. The record is from RefSeq and is a predicted model, not a curated record. Gene Ontology annotation, biological process: carbohydrate biosynthetic process.
CGGGGCGAUCAGUCCUCGCUGUUCCGCUGCCACCUGUGUGUCGUGUGCAACAGCUUCAAAUACAAUCUCUGAAUGGAAAAGGGUAAAGUUCCUCUGUUAUGGAGUAUCUUAUGAAGCUAAACAGGUGUAGAUAUUUUUAUUAUGACAAGCGUGUGUAAUCUUGUAAAAUAAAAUAAACCAAAGAGGAGGAAGAUGUUGAACAAAAGGAGGAAAAUCCUACUUUUAUUAUGUGGAUGCAGUCUGCUGUUGUCGUUUUACCAUCUACGGGAUUACGAAUAUGAUAAGCUAUAUGAGCAAAAUGUGAAAGACAAUGUGCAGGAACUCGUGCAACGCGUGCAGAAGAUAUGGAUUUUAGAGCAUGAGGACGACUCCCCGAGCACCAGGACCCCGCUCCCGGAGACUACAACGCUCUCUGACGCGACGACCCAACGUUUCCCUGUGGAUCCGGGGCGAGGAAAGGCGAAUUUUACAGGAGACAAAUCGGAAGUGGCAUUCCCGAGCACGACGAACUGCAGCAAAGACCAAAACCCGAAGAGCACGAGGAAGAAAGGGCCGUUUGUGCCCACCCUGUACGGGUACCCAUGCAGGAAGUGGCAAGCUUCUUCUCCCCGCAAUCGCUUGUGGCCAGCGGUUCUCCCUCCAAGCAAGGGUUCUGUUCUCGAAGAAGCUUACGUUCGCUUCUCAGACUCCAAGGUGCUGGACCUGGUGGACGUGCAGAUGGGCGUCCAGCGGCGCCGGCUGCAGCACCUGACCAGCACCUGCCUGGCCCACCCCCAGCUCGCCGUCCGACAGCACCUGACCCUCGUGUGGGGCAGCAAUCGCUCGCCUCCCAUUGUGUACUGUCCCAUCUAUAAGGCGGCAUCGACGACAUGGUUCGUGUACUUCCUGCGACUCGCUCACGUGAACGACGACAAUCCCAUUCUGGCUCUCUACAACGAGACAGAGCGCGAGAAGAAGAAGUACAUGCCUCGAUUUGGCGGCGGACACCGACGCGUGUUCGAGGAGUUCCGCGCGCCGAACGCCACGUGGGAGAAGCACAAGGUGUUCCGCAAGGCCCUUCGCUUCAUCGUGGUCCGGCACCCCUUCGCCAGGUUACUCUCCGCAUACCGGGACAAGGUCCAGCGAAGCGACCCACGCCCAUUCAUGGCGUACUUUAAGGACCUGCAGCGAGCAAUCAUUGCCAAAUACCGCCCAGUCAACAGCACUGAAAACUCCGCCACGCCCACAUUCCCCGAGUUCAUUGAGUACUUGAUCGAUUCAACCGCCAACCUGACGACUGCCCAAGACUGGACCGUGAACGUCGUGUGCUGGACGCCGUACUGGGUGCAGUGUGGCGUCUGCUCCUCCGAUUACCAGGUCGUGCUCAAGCUGGAGACGAUGGCGGAGGACGAGCAGUUCCUGGCUCACGUGGCGAACCUGAAGGAGAUCCAGGAAGUUCACGAGUGGAGGAACCUGAAGAAGUUUGCGGUUUCGUCCGUAGACCUGGUGCCUGAGUAUUACAAGCAGAUAACAAAGAGACAAAUGUAUUUGUUAUAUGAAAGAUAUAAACUUGAUUUCCACUUGUUUGAUUACGCAAUCGAUGACUACUUGGAGUACGCGAUGAAAAACUAGUCUAUUUAAGCAUUUGAUUAAAACAUCAAGACUUUU